Messenger RNA from Meriones unguiculatus (Mongolian gerbil), 9113 nucleotides. It is a transcript of the gene Ikzf2, whose product is annotated as IKAROS family zinc finger 2. The transcript is spliced from 9 exons. Gene Ontology annotation, molecular function: RNA polymerase II cis-regulatory region sequence-specific DNA binding; DNA-binding transcription factor activity. NCBI's taxonomy places the organism in Eukaryota, Metazoa, Chordata, Mammalia, Rodentia, Muridae. The record is from RefSeq and is a predicted model, not a curated record. The coding region runs from base 404 to 2032 and encodes 542 amino acids. Gene Ontology annotation, biological process: regulation of transcription by RNA polymerase II.
GCCGCAGCCUUGCCCUCCGCCCGCCCGCCCGCGGGCGUCUGCGCGAGCCCGGCCGGCCGGCGGGGGAGAUGUGCUCGGGCUCCGCCGGAUCGGUUUCUCGGGGUUUGACCAGCUGUCCCGGGCUAACCCUGCUCCUCGCUGAAGAUGGAGGAAGUAAAAACAGGAUUACCCUUAGCUACAGAUCCACUGCCUUAGUUUCCACCACCAACUGCAGUGCACAAACACACGUUAGGCACAGGAAGGAAAGAAAGAGAGAGAGGGAGAGGACACACUAACAGUAAACACAAACAAAAGGGUGAUGGGAUUAUUUUACUGCAUGCACUGCUGAGCCCGACAUUGUCACCUCCUCUUUGAGGGGUUAGAAGAAGCUGGGAUCUCCCGACAGAGCUGGAAAUGGUGAUGAAUGUUUUUUAAUCAAAGGACAAUUUCUUUUCACUGCACUUUGACUAUGGAAACAGACGCUAUUGAUGGCUACAUAACAUCAGGUGACAAUGAGCUUUCACCUGAAGGGGAGCAUGCCAAUAUGGCCAUUGACCUCACCUCAAGCACACCCAAUGGACAGCACGCCUCACCAAGUCACAUGACAAGCACAAAUUCCGUAAAACUAGAAAUGCAGAGUGAUGAAGAGUGUGACAGAAAACCCCUGAGCCGUGAAGACGAGAUCAGGGGCCAUGAUGAGGGGAGCAGCCUAGAAGAACCCCUAAUUGAGAGCAGCGAGGUGGCUGACAACAGGAAAGUCCAGGAUCUUCAAGGCGAGGGAGGAAUCCGGCUUCCGAAUGGUAAACUGAAAUGUGACGUCUGUGGCAUGGUUUGCAUUGGGCCCAAUGUGCUUAUGGUACAUAAAAGGAGUCACACUGGUGAGCGCCCCUUCCACUGUAACCAGUGUGGAGCUUCUUUCACCCAGAAGGGCAACCUUCUGAGACACAUAAAGUUACACUCUGGAGAGAAGCCGUUCAAAUGUCCUUUUUGUAGCUAUGCUUGUAGAAGAAGGGACGCUCUCACAGGACACCUCAGGACCCACUCUGUGGGUAAACCUCACAAGUGUAACUACUGUGGACGAAGCUACAAGCAGCGCAGCUCACUGGAGGAGCACAAGGAACGGUGCCACAACUAUCUGCAGAAUGUCAGCAUGGAGGCUGCUGGGCAGGUCAUGAGUCAUCAUGUACCGCCCAUGGAAGACUGUAAGGAACAAGAGCCUAUCAUGGACAACAAUAUUUCUCUGGUGCCUUUUGAGAGACCUGCUGUCAUAGAGAAGCUCACGGCAACUAUGGGAAAGCGCAAAAGCUCCACUCCGCAGAAGUUUGUGGGGGAAAAGCUUAUGCGGUUCAGCUACCCAGAUAUUCAUUUUGAUAUGAACUUAACGUACGAGAAGGAGGCUGAGCUCAUGCAGUCUCACAUGAUGGACCAAGCCAUCAACAAUGCAAUCACCUACCUUGGAGCUGAGGCCCUUCACCCCCUGAUGCAGCAUGCACCAAGCACAAUCGCCGAGGUGGCCCCGGUCAUAAGCUCAGCUUAUUCUCAGGUCUAUCAUCCAAACAGGAUAGAAAGACCCAUUAGCAGGGAAACUUCUGACAGUCAUGAAAACAACAUGGAUGGCCCCAUCUCUCUCAUCAGACCAAAGAGUCGACCCCAGGAAAGAGAGGCCUCUCCCAGCAAUAGCUGCCUCGAUUCUACUGACUCAGAAAGCAGCCAUGAUGACCACCAGUCCUACCAAGGAAACCCUGCCUUAAAUCCCAAGAGGAAACAAAGCCCAGCUUACAUGAAGGAGGAUGUCAAGGCUUUGGAUGCUACCAAGGCUCCCAAGGGCUCGCUGAAGGACAUCUAUAAGGUUUUCAAUGGAGAAGGAGAACAGAUAAGGGCCUUCAAGUGUGAGCACUGCCGAGUCCUUUUCCUAGAUCAUGUCAUGUACACCAUUCACAUGGGUUGCCAUGGCUACCGGGACCCACUGGAAUGCAACAUCUGUGGCUACAGAAGCCAGGACCGUUACGAGUUCUCAUCACACAUUGUUCGAGGGGAGCAUACAUUCCACUAGGCCUUUUCAUUCCAAAGGGGACCCCUAUGAAGAACUGCACAUGAAGAAAUACCGCACUUACAGCCCCACCACCCUCCGGGUGGUGACACGCUUUCUUCUUCUUAAUACUGUCACUGUCUAUAAUUCUUAUUCUGUGGACAAAACGUCAUCUGCUCUGCCUAAUUACAAUAAGGAAGAAACAAGAGAAAAGGGAUGGGAUGUUCACUGAUACCUUGGCUUGUUUAUUUUGGGGGCGUUUAAAGCAGUUUGUUUUGGCCAUGCAUCCAUAUUAAGGCCUAUCAUACUUUAGGAAAUCACCUGGUUCAUAGAGAUUCAUCUAAGGUAUUCUGAUUUCCUGCUGAUGUUCAGAAUCGUGACACAAGGCAGGAAAGCUGAGCGUUUUCUGGGUAGGGCUUUGGUAAUUUAAACCGGUCUAAGUAAUUUUGCUCUCAAAGAAGAUGUUUCAAAAUGUAAACCCAUUUUAUUUUCUGUUCUUAGAGAUCAUGCAACACAAACACAUUGUUAUUUUUAAUAACUCCUGGGAUGAGUUGGAUUGUUGUGGGCUCUAUGUUUACCUCCCCUAUGGAAUUUAUAACUCGGUAUGUUUUACACUGUAACAUAUAGCAAAACUUUUAAACUACAGGUAAUUAAGGGCCACUACAAUACAUCUGAGGGCCUUUGAUCUUAUUUUUCUAAACUUGCGCACUGUUUUUCCAUAGUUUUGAUGACUGGCAUUUUAUAGACACCCUGGCAGCCUUACUUUUAACACCUGUAACAAAUAGUAUUUUUAUGUCGUUUUCAGAAUACCCUGUGGUCUAAGAGUGGGUAAGAGGCGGUCAGUAAUUUCGAGGAAGAAUUCUGCUUUUCACAAUUAGAGUUUUUUUUUUUUUAAUUUUAAUAUGAUGGCAGCCUAGUUUACCUAUUUGUUUCUAAAGCUGUGUUUACGAUCGUCACUUUAUCAGCAUUUAAUCAGUGUUAACCAGUCAGCAGAAAAGUGUAGGCUAACAGUAGGGGGAAAUCCCGCUCUGAGAACCCUUUUCUGGUAUUUCUCUGCAAGCUGUGACCACUCAGUGUUCUGCCCAUAGUCCAUUCCUCUUUGACUCUUAGACUAGAAGGUGUUUUAAAAAAAAUAAAAUAAAAGCCUUGCUCUCGGCUGCUUCUUUUCAAAUCUUGGGGCAAUUGCUAUUCGUACCUGACUGUGGUAACUUGAGCAUUGGAAGGUCUUUCAUUUACUAGGGCUGUUUAUUCCACUGUUUCUUCAGUAAUAAGAUUUACUACUACCUUUCUUGGCUGGAGACAAAGGGAACUUCUUUGUUACCUUAAUAUCACACUGCAGGUCAAACAAAAGAACAACAAAGUUUUCUUUCACCUUUCUUGGAGUUGGGAAUGUGACAGUCUUCAGGUGAAGGUCCUGCACUUUAAAAAAAAAAUUUUUUUUUCAACUCUAGAAGUCAUUGUCAGACAUGAAUCUCAAUCCCUUAGUAGAGAAUUUUCUGUCUUCUUUUAAUUUGCACAAGGCAUAUACUUUCAUAUUUCACGUACUCAGUUGGUCUUUUACUAACCAUUAUCUUAGUAAUUUCUAGAGAAAUGUCCAAAUGCUUCCUUUACAUGUAAGAGGAUUUACCAAAACAGAGCUAUAUCAAAUGCCAACUGUUGGGCCUUUUGUUUUUUUUUUUUGUUUUUUUUUUUUUGUUUCUUUGUUUGUUUUUUCAUCCCUUGGUACUUUGUGAAAACAGUUUACUCAUGGAUAAAAUGUCUUGUGAAAGCCUUCCAUAUUGCCAUUACCCUGCAUACCCUCAAAUCGCAGUGGAAAGGAAGUUUAUUUUAGAAUGAGGUAAAAAAUUUGAAGGCUCAUGAUUUUUUGUUUUUACUGAAGCAUUUGGAUACCUGUCAGUGUGUUUAUUUUGGCCUUUUGUGAAUUUCUGCUGGCAUCCUCUAUCAAUUUUCUUCAUUCUCUCUCCUCUUAUCUAUUGUAUUAACAGUAAUAAAUCUUCUUGCCCUAGAAGGAAACUGAAUUUAGGUGUACCUAAGAUUUGUGUACUUUCCUGACAGAGAUGGUACCAAUAUACUCUACUUUUCUGAUUCCAUCUUAUUAGAAAACCUGAUUUGUUCAAAAGAGGGAGCUACGGUGGUAUAUUGGCUGUACAUAUACACUAGUAUUUUUUUAGCUGCAUGGCCCAAGGUACAGGAAGAAGUAGAUGGCUCAGGAGUGACAGGGACAAAUGAGGACAAGCAGAAUUAAAAAUUUGUGGAUUACAAUGAAUUUUGUGGACAUGGUGCUGUCUGAGGGACCCUCAGUGAUGGUACUUGCUUCUUUUUCGCCAAAGAGAAUAAGCAACACGGUAGUAGCUAAAAGUAAGGGUGAGGGCCUGGAACCGAACAAGCCUAAUUUACAUAACAGUUACAAGCCCAGUUUCUUUAGGUGAGAUUUUACAGUUGAGGGAGUGUUUGAGGAUCAUGAAAAUGGGUUAUCUUCUGUGUUUUCCACUUUGGCAGAAAUUUAUCACCUGACUUUGCCCUAAUUUUGCCCAGAUUUUUUUUUUAUUGCCAGUUCUUUCUGGAGAAACACUCUGCCUUUCUGUACUACUGAUGGAUUGCUGUUAUAUAAAGGGCUUUUUAGAGCAGUGCGAGCAGCCAGCAUGAGGAGUAGCAGAAGGACGCAUGAAACAGCGUCAUUCAAACAUUCCGUUAAGAAUUUUCUGGAUAAAACUGGGGAAAUGAAGGACAACCAUCAGAUUUAGGAAUACGGUACCUGUCCGGCCAGCAUGCAUACAGGUGACUGUUCAAAUGCAUUAUAGUUUGCAUGCACAUGUCUAUUACGCAUUCUUUUCAUGAAAAUUCACAAAAAGAAGCAAUUGGCGUCACCAGAUGUGUUACAAAAGCUUACGGCCAAAGGUACAGUUAAAAAUACAUCAGCAGUUAGGUCCACUUCGGCAGGUUAAAAAAAAUCCCAAAAUUGUCAGGGUCUCUUUAGGGCUAGUGGAUACGUAAAUCGCAAGACUCCAUUAUCUAUAUCCAGAAACAACAACAACAACAAAAAAUGUAUCACUAAAAAGAUGCUAGGUUAACUAGUGAAAAUUUAAAGAAAUAGAAGUUCUUUUUGGCGAGGAAGAAAAUGCAGGAAACGAUUUAGCAACUUUGACCUGUGUUCAUGCAUUGCACAUCACAGUUGCGCACCUCACAAGACCUUGAUGUCUUGUUUGUGUGUCUUAAUUUUGACCCAAGUUUGUAUUUUCCGAGUCUUACUUCAUCUUCUCUCUGAAAGGUAAGUUAGCAUAGAAAGAUGAACGGAAGAGGCUGGAGAGGGCCAGGAAAGCUGUCUGGCCCUCGAUUCAGGACAGCACUUAGACUAUCAGAGUUACCUGACUGCACAUUUUUUAGCCUUGGAUUAUUAUUUUUUUUUUUUACUAUAAAAUUGUAGAGUUGUGGUCAUCGUCAAUUAUACUUCAUAUGUUAUCUUAACAAGUACUGUAUGAAUGAUUAUUCUACAGCAAAAGCUCCCCAGAUCCAAAAGGGAAAAAAAGUGAGGGGUAAAUUUAAUCUUGUAUAUAUGAAAUUUAUUUUAUAAAAUUUUUGUCUUCCAGUUUCUGCAAAAUAAUUAAAAUAUACAGUAACUGGUCUCUUAAAUCCUGAAUUUAAUGUAUUAAAUACUUAUAAAAUUUUAUAUUGGUGCCUUUUAAAAAUGCAUUGAGGGUGUUGGUUAGCUAUUUCAGCUCUACAACACUUCUACUGUGUAUUUUUUUUAAAUCACAUAAAAAUUUAAGUACUCUGUAAUUCACUUUUGUGUUCUUAGCAAAAAAGAAAGAAAGAAAAGAAAAAAACUGUUAAAAGAAUUUCCAAACUUUUAGCUGAGCUGGCAAAAGUGACAGGAAACUUUGAAACCAAAUUUUAAAUUUUUUUUAGCUUGAUAAUAUUUCUAAACACUAUUAUAUGGUGGUGACAAAAUAGAAGGUAGAGUCACAUGUCAGCAGUGAAUUGAAUUAUGCUUUGUGAUUUGAGGAAGAAUUUCUUGUGUCACACAGGAGUCCUUCACAGAAUUUGGGAUCAGUCAGUAAUUACAGUAUUGUUUUGCUCUUUUUUUUUUUAUACCCAACUAAUGUUACUCUAGUCUUGGAUCCUCUUUACUCUAACCUGUGGUGGUUUAUGAAACAAUGUGGAAAUGUAGAUCAUUCUGUGCCCUUGAACAAAACAGAGCUCUGCACUCAUGUCACAUUGCUCAUCUCUAAAAUGUCAUCUCAGAUGUCAGGAGGAGGGUUGCCUGUCACUUGUAAAGGGUGUUUUCUACUGUGACAGCUAUAAAAACGAGCUGCUGGUUGUAUAAAGCAGACAUCAUAUGACCAUGAAGCUGUGAUAUGCUAGUGUUUCCUUCUGUAAUGGUGUACUCUUAGGCCAAAUAAUGACACCUUGAAUAUUUUUACAUUUAUUACAGAGAUGUAAAAUUUUGGAAUUUUCAAAAGGUUUUUAUGUAAUGUUCUAUUUCCAGCAGUUUGGUUUUCUCUUGCUGUACUGUGAGUUUGUGGGUAUUUUUUCAUAUGCACUCUGAGAAAUGAGUUCUUAAUUCUGUUUAUGGUGUUUUUGUCUCAUAAUACUCUGUUUGUAUAUGUUCUGUACAAGUUUGUUAUGAACUCACCUUUACCCUGUAUAGACAGUGGUACCUGAACAACUAGUUUCCUCAGAUGACUUUUAUAUUAUGAAUUAAUAUGAAAUUUAUAGGUCAUGUGCUAAACCUCAUUAACACUUCACAUAGGUAAAAAUAAGCCAGUUUGCAGAGAAUCAGGCCUUCAGUUUACCUCAAGUGACAGAUAGUAAAGGAAACUUGGACAGAGGGAGGUCACGGGGUCCCCUACUGCAGACUUACUAGCAGGUCACUGAGUCUCCUUUAGUAGAAAUGGGUGUUAAAAGGAAUACACUGUAACGAGGGAAGGGAAUCUAGGGGCUGCUGGAGUUGUUGUUAUUGUUGCUUUGCUCUUUUUAAAAAGUUGUUCAAAUUUUGAAACUGUGAUUCGCUUCUGACUGUGUGGCACCUGAGAGUUUGUACGCAAAGCACCUUUCCGUCUGUGUGGCUAAGUUCUGGUGUUACCCAUUUGGUUCUAACUGCCCCUUUCCUGUCAUCUCCACUCUGUUCACGGCCCUUCCUCCAUUGUCUCUGGAUGUCUUCUUUCUUGACCCUCCUACUCAUUAGGAGGUCAAGCCCUGAACUUCUGAUUCAUUAAGUCUUAAUUUUUGUCUCGGUGGUUUUGGUGAGCUGUAUAAUCUGCUGCCGUGUUUCUGUACUCAAGCGUGGUUUUAUAUAUUUUUGAAGCACGGCUGGGCAGCGUAGCCCUCAUUUUGCUUCAUUCUUUAAUAUGAAGCCCCCAACUCGACUCCAGGGAUUCUGCGAUGCGAGGAUAUGUCUGAUUCCUUUUUGCCUGGAUUUGGAUUUGUUUGGCUUCCUUCUAAAACACAAAUCAUGAGAGAAGAGACAUUUUCCCCCAAACAGUUAGUAAGAGGAUAAAAAUGUUAAGUCUUAACUUUCUCCCCACUGUGGGGGGGGACAAGUGCUUUAACACUUCUGCUAUUUUAUUCCAGGCUCGGAAGGGGUCUCCAGGCCCCACGCUUCUUCUGAAUAGUCGGGCCUUCUGGACCAUGUGUUAUUGGCAGUUUCAGAAGGGUGACUUCUGCUAUCGAGCUUAACAUGUGAUCUUUCUUUCCAUAAAAGUGCAAUACCCCUCUUGAAGUCUUAAAAACUAUGGUGAUUUUUUUUCUUUUAUUAACUUUUUUCUUUAGCCAAUGACAAAAAAAAAAAAAAAAAAAAAAAACAACUUAGAAAUUAUACCAUGUCAAAGGACAUAACAAGCAGAAAUGAAAAACCACUCCACUAUGAAAAGAUCAGAAAAUGUAGAAGCAAACAACUUCUCUGACUUUCUGGAAACUUCGUUUAGGCUAAAUUUCCUUUGAAAAUAUGAGAGAAGUUUUUACUGAAGCUGAAAUUAGACUGGAUUUUUUUCCCACUCUUGCCUAAUGCUCUUACAUUAAACUAAUAUUUAAUGUUUUUAUUUUUCUCCUUUUGAAAAUUAAAUAUUAAAGCACUUAGGUCAGGUUUAAAUUGAUAAUACCUGUUGAAGAAAAAAUUUUACAUAUUUGAAGCAGACCUGUUUUCAUGCAGAUAGAGAGGUAUCUUUUGUAUCAUCCAUAUUUAUAUUUAGUGUGCUGUUUUCUUUUUUUUAAUACCUGUGUUCCUGUAGUAAAACUGCUGUAAUGUAAAUAUGUUUUGUUAAAAAAAAGAAAAAGAAAGAAAUUUCUUUGGCUUUUUUUUUUUUUUAAGGCAUAUACUGCAUUUGUACGGUAUGUGUCUUGGCUACUUAACUUUUUUUUCUUUAACAAUACCAAAGGUAAUUAGACUAUUUUAAGGACUAAUUGCUUGACAGUUUCUAGAAUACUUUGAUUUUUUUAGAAGAAAAAAGAAAAAAGAAAAAAAAAAGGUCAAACCAGUAAACCUCAUUUUUUCAAACUAAUAAUUUGGGGAAAUAAAAACUAUUGUUUAAAAAGAAAUAUAUAUAUAUAUAAAUAUCUGUAAAAUUAAAAUUCCAGACCUUGUAUGCCAGGUUUGCUCAGUGUAAUGUAGGUUUGUUUUUUUUUUUUUUUUUUUUAAGGCUCAAAUACCUCAGAAAAUGGGGUUUACUAUAGAAAUACGGCAGCAGCCUCUGCAGCUGUGUGAGCUGUCGCUCUGCUGCGUACUGAUUGGGAGACCUCCACUAAACAGUUUCAUCACUGCAGACUAAAAUGUGGGACUUGUAUUUUCCUUGUUUUUAAUGCACACAUGUACACGCUCUAUGCGUGUCCGUGGCUACUGUGUAUAUGUGUGUGAGUGUUGUAUAUGCAUGUGUGAAUGUGUGUAUGUGUGUACAACUAAAGAAGCUGCAGAAACUUUGUAAUACUUUGUGAAAGGGUUAUAUUAUAAAGGUUUGUACUGUCCGAGUGCACAGCUACUGGAAUAAAUUUAGCCAAUCUCAGGAACAAGCAUAUAAUUUGUCCAAGAUUUAUUUCUUCUCAGAAGUGUAAGUGCAGUUUUUAAUUCUGUAUAUUAUUUAAUAUUUUACCAAUAAAAUAAACUUCUGAUGUA